Molecule: messenger RNA, 2761 nt
Organism: Alosa sapidissima (American shad)
Lineage: Eukaryota; Metazoa; Chordata; Actinopteri; Clupeiformes; Clupeidae
Gene: slc71a2b
Product: major facilitator superfamily domain containing 14Bb
Exons: 12
Coding region: 341-1762 (473 amino acids)
Biological process (GO): transmembrane transport
Cellular component (GO): membrane
Molecular function (GO): transmembrane transporter activity
Source: RefSeq, a predicted model, not a curated record
CUUCGGCUCGACCACGCCUCCCAGUUCCUUGAGGCUCGAGAAGACAUCAGGAAGAGUUUCAGGGAGUGAAACGAAAGUCUCCAUUCCACCCAUCUAGACUGGUGCUUAAAGUUGCCAUAGUUGCCAGCCUCUCUUGGUAGUAGUAGAAGGUCACGAAAUUGCUUUCUCGAGAUAAUACUAGUUUUACUAGUUAGCCGAUCGUACAAAAUGGAUCGUUUUUUUAGCUAGUGAGGGUGCUAGAUGGUUAGCCAAUUAACGCUAGCUACCUAGAUUAGCUUGCAUAAGCAGGAUGUCAGUGAUGCCUCAGGCCGGCAAAACAUAAUAACUCCUCGACGUUAUCAUGCCAGUUAAAAUCAUUAAAGAUUUAACAAUGACGAGGACCAUUGGGAGGGCGAAGGUGACUCAUGCAGUAGUGGUCAUAUUCCUUGAGUUUUUUGCCUGGGGCCUUCUAACGACACCCAUGCUGACGGUUCUGCACGAGACAUUCCCAAAACACACAUUUCUUAUGAACGGUCUCAUUCAGGGAGUGAAGGGCCUGCUGUCGUUCAUGAGUGCUCCUCUUAUUGGAGCGCUGUCCGACGUGUGGGGCAGGAAGUCCUUCCUCCUGCUGACUGUGUUCUUUACCUGUGCACCCAUCCCUCUGAUGCGCAUUAGCCCCAGGUGGUAUUUUGCACUGAUCUCCCUGUCAGGACUGUUCUCUGUCACAUUCUCUGUGAUCUUUGCAUAUGUGGCGGACAUCACUGAAGAGCAAGAGAGGAGCACAGCAUAUGGCCUGGUGUCUGCAACUUUUGCAGCUAGUCUGGUUACAAGUCCUGCUAUUGGGGCUUACCUGUCGGCCACAUAUGGUGACAGCCUGGUGGUUCUUGUGGCAACCAUUAUCGCAGUGCUGGACAUUUGCUUUGUGCUGCUGGUGGUGCCAGAGUCGCUGCCCGACAAGAUGCGCCUCUCCUCCUGGGGCUCCCCCAUCUCCUGGGAGCAGGCCGACCCCUUUGCUUCCCUGCGGAAGGUGGGGAAGGACUCCACGGUGCUGCUCAUCUGUGUGACUGUGUUCCUGUCCUACCUGCCUGAGGCAGGCCAAUACUCCAGCUUCUUCCUCUACCUGAGACAGGUCAUCGACUUUAACUCUGCAACCAUAGCUGCUUACAUAGCCAUGGUUGGGAUCUUGUCCAUCAUAGCUCAGACUCUGCUGCUGAGUGUCCUGAUGAGGACCAUUGGGAACAAGAACACUGUGUUGUUAGGGCUGGGCUUUCAACUCUUCCAGCUGGCCUGGUAUGGCUUUGGCUCUGAACCAUGGAUGAUGUGGGCAGCAGGCACAGUGGCUGCCAUGUCUAGCAUAUCCUUCCCAGCAGUCAGUGCUCUUGUCUCCAAUUGUACAGACCCUGCCCAACAAGGUGCAGUACAGGGCAUGAUUACAGGAAUCCGUGGGCUGUGCAAUGGCCUUGGCCCUGCCCUUUUUGGCUUCAUCUUCUUCUUGUUUAAUGUGGAGCUCAAUGAGAUCGACCCCACAGGCAGCAGCCAGAGCAGUAUACCCAAAGACCCUAGUGAGAAGCCUGUGAUCCCAGGCCCCCCAUUCCUGUUUGGAGCGUGCUCAGUGGUGCUGGCGCUCAUGGUGGCCGUGUUCAUCCCGCAGCAGCCCUGCGUGGCUGUGAAGACGUGCUCGGCCUCCAGCGCCCGCCCCCCCUCGGCCACCAGCUUGCAGUGCCACGUCCCACCCCCCAGCGAUGAUGACAUCGAGCCACUCCUGCAGGACAGCAGCAUGUGAACGUGACCCCCCCCCCCCCCCCCACCACCACCACAACUGGAAGAACCUCCACCAGCAGCAGAGGCCAGGCUUCAUGGGGUUUGGAGAUCUUGUUCCCUCUGAUUUGAAUUUACUGUUUGACACUCCAUUAUGAAGCGACUGUUUAUUAGUUAAAUUUUAAAUAUAUGGGAUUCAGGGCGGUAUUUUUAGAUGGAAAUGUUUUAGGGUUGCGUGUGUGUGGGAGGGUGGGGUUUAAAGCACCUUGUUGUAGGAAUGAGUGAUUAACAGCAGCAAGAUGAGUAGGGGAUGUGAUGGCGUGAUCCUUUUCAUCAGAAUAUGUGCCUUUUUAUGAUGUGUUAUUUUUUAUUUCCCAAUGUCCUGUGGCAUUUCUUAAGUUUCCACUUAAUGUACUGCACUUCUCCUGCAUACUGUGUCCAGUCAUGGAGAUGUUAAAGAUGGUUUCAGACAUAUGGCAUCCUGUGCUUUACCACACUGCCCUGGAAAUGCAGCGUAGAUGCUUUGUGUCAUGACCCGUCAUGACGGUGGGACGCCUGUUUCACAAUCCGGGUGUAGUGUUCUGAAAACACAGAUGCCUAUUGGAGUCAAGGAGCUGGUGUUAGUGCAGAACUUGAUGGAAUAAAUGCAGUCAUGGUAUUGGUUUUGCUCUGGUAAACAGCAGACUCUACCAUUCUCCAAUGUAUCAGCAGUCAAUCAACAAAUUCUGUGUUCCAUAAAAACUGUAUUGAAUUAUGAAAACUGCAAUCUAGAUAACGUGUUAUUAGAUCAUUGCAUUCUGCUGCUUACUACCUUCUUGUAGAGGGCAUAUGGGUCAUUCAUGUUAAAUCAGCAGAGGAUUUCCAACUGACCUCCCUUGAUAUUUCAUGUAAAUGUCAUUUAUUGAACUCGGCAACUAGUGAGCAAAACUUCAAGCCUGUACCUUCAGUAUUUGAGAUGCCGGUAGAAACCUUUACGAAGGGUGUGUGGCAUAUGUAAUACCUUAAUAAAUACAGUUUGGUUCAA